AAAAAUGCCAAGACCCUCUCUGCCUUAGUUCUGUUUUGUUUUUGCUCUGUUUCUUCGUGUUCUUCUUCCUUUGGCUUUUGAGGUUCAUCAUGGAGAAGCACAAGUGCAAGCUUUGCUUCAGGAGCUUCUCCAAUGGCAGAGCUUUGGGGGGUCAUAUGAAGUCUCACAUGAUGAACCUUCCUCUUACAAAGCCAGAAGAAGAGUCAACACGAGCGAUCCAACUCAGUUUUGAAGCUGAAUCAGCUUCAUCGUCGUCAUCAUCUUCGGAAGAAGAAGGUGAUGAUGAUAAGGGUCUUUGUUGUGGCCUCAGAGAGAACCCAAAGAGGAGCAUUCACCUUGUAAAUCCUGAGUUUUCUUUCGCUGCUGCGGAUACUGGGACUGUGAUUCUUCAAGAUAGAGAGAGUGAGACCGAGUCAUCGAAGAACAACCCAACGCGUAGAAGAUCCAAAAGGGCAUGGAAACUCGGUAUGUUCAAUUAUAAGUACCAUCAUAAUAACAUCAAGCAAUUUCAUAAUCAUGAAGCCACGAUGAAGAAGGUAAAAUUUUGCGAACCUAGUAAAACAGAAUCGUGGGUCGACCAUGAACCUGUGAGUUCGGUUUCUGAUAUAACCGCCGAGGAAGAUGUUGCAUUUUGUCUAAUGAUGCCGUCUAGGGACAAAUGGAAGAGACAAAAGGAUUUGAAACAAUUGGCGGAAGACCAAUAUGAAGAAGAGGAAGAUGAAUCCGAGAGAUCCUUGGAAGAUAGUGAUGAAUCCGAGGAGCAGAUAAAAUUGUCGAAGAACCGAGUACGAGGAAGGUAUAAAUGUGAUACCUGCAAGAAAAUGUUUCGAUCUUAUCAAGCACUUGGUGGUCACAAAGCGAGUCACAAGAAGAUCAGAGUGAACGUAAUAGUGGAUGAACCAGGAUUUGAGCACGGGAACAAUGGAACUUAUGCUCCUAUGGUGGUGGAAAAGAAAAUCCAUGAGUGCCCAGUUUGUUUCAGAGUCUUUGCUUCGGGUCAAGCACUCGGUGGACACAAGAGAACCCAUGUUCCUGGAUCAGCAACAAUCAGUGUUCCAAGUUUAACAAAGUUUAGAAACAACUUUAUAGAUCUUAACCUUCCUGCUCCAAUUGAUGAUGAUGAUGAUGAUAUUAGCCAAAUCGAGAACUCUGCAGUUUCAGAUGGAGAAUUUGUCAAAACCCAAUAGGCAAUGAAGAUUUUCCAAGUUGAAAAUUUUUGUUUUUGGUGCACUGAUAUCUUGAUGAUCCAAAGGUAACAAAUUUUUAUCAUUUUUAUACAUGUUCUGCAAAUUUUGU
Molecule: messenger RNA, 1296 nt
Organism: Gastrolobium bilobum
Lineage: Eukaryota; Viridiplantae; Streptophyta; Magnoliopsida; Fabales; Fabaceae
Product: zinc finger protein ZAT9-like
Exons: 1
Coding region: 90-1187 (365 amino acids)
Biological process (GO): regulation of DNA-templated transcription
Source: RefSeq, a predicted model, not a curated record